Molecule: messenger RNA, 3057 nt
Organism: Frankliniella occidentalis (western flower thrips)
Lineage: Eukaryota; Metazoa; Arthropoda; Insecta; Thysanoptera; Thripidae
Gene: lt
Product: vacuolar protein sorting-associated protein 41 homolog
Exons: 17
Coding region: 175-2814 (879 amino acids)
Biological process (GO): macroautophagy; cellular response to starvation; vesicle-mediated transport
Cellular component (GO): late endosome; HOPS complex
Molecular function (GO): protein binding
Source: RefSeq, a predicted model, not a curated record
AGGGAGUGUCCCGUGAGUUGUGAGGUUGUGACCAGUGAACAUCAAAAGUUUGGGUCAUCCUCUGUUAUCUGCCGUCCAUAACGUUUUGAAUUCGAUAUGAGGAAAGGCUGGUCUCUUUAAUUUUCUUGUCUUUUGGUUGGUGGUUUUAUUCACAGUUCGUAAUUCUAGAUCGACAUGAGCAGUCGUGGAGAUACAAAUGACAUGGCGAACAACACUGCAAAUGAGUCUAAAACCGACGAAAGUGGAGAAGAUUCAGAUGACUCAGAAGAGUCAGAACCUAAGUUAAAAUAUAUCCGAAUGAAAAACUCUCUAGAUAAUAUUUUUCUCAAAUAUGCUGCCAAGUGCAUCUCUGUCCAUCCUAAAUUUGUGUGCUUGGGAAAUAACUGGGGUAUGGUUCAUUUGCUAGAUCACUUGGGUAACACAGUGCUUGAAGAACUUCGCUUACAUAGUACUGACGUCAACCAAAUAAGUAUUGAUAGCAAUGGAGACUUUAUCGCUAGCUGCUCUGACGAUGGGAGGGUCUUUAUUCAAGGCUUAUAUUCGUCAGACAACAAUCAGGAAUUGAGAAAAGAAAAUUGUAAAGUAAAAUCUGUAGCCAUUGACCCCAACUAUUACAAGCCCGGAUCUGGUCGGAGAUUUAUUACAGGUGAUGAACAGUUAGUGUUGUAUGAGAAGACCUUUCUUACAAGAUUAAAGUCAACUGUAUUGUGUAAGGCUCAAGGAUUAGUGCACAACAUCAAGUGGAAUGGCCCAUUUGUUGCAUGGGCUGACAACUUGGGUGUUUGGGUCUUUGAUAUAGAAGCCAGACGUUCAUUAGGGCUAAUCAAAUGGCCAAGAAACCCAGAAGCUCUUCCGGAAAACUACCGUUGCAACAUAUGUUGGAAAGACAGUUCCACUUUUUUAGUCGGAUGGGUUGAUUGUGUGCGUAUCUGCCACAUCCGGAAGAAGACUCCCCAUGAAAUUGCCAUUGAUAGAGACAAACCUGACUUUAUUGUUGACCUUGUGUCGGCAUUUGAAACAGAUUUCUAUAUAUCAGGCAUUGGUCCUUUAGAUGAACAACUUGUUAUAUUGGGUUAUGCUAAAGAACCUGAUGAGGAUGGUAAAGCCCAACGUCCUGUUAUGUAUGUUGUUCAACCUGAAGCAAACAGCUUUGUUGAACUACGUUAUGACUCACUAUCUCUUCGAGGAUAUCAGCACCUCAAAUGCAAUGAAUAUCACCUAGAAAGUUUGAUAGAAGAGAACAAUUUUUUCAUUGUGAGUCCCAAGGAUGUCGUCGUUGCCAGUCCAUAUGAUACUGAUGACAGAGUUCAAUGGCUAAUGGAACAUAGCAAAUUUGAAACAGCAAUGGAAGUAGUAGCUCAAACAGAAGCUCGGCAAACUAGAAGAUACACAUUUUUUCAAGUUGGACAGGCUUAUCUUAACCAUCUCCUGGAACAAAGGGAAUUUCAGCAGGCUGGUGAACUUUGUCAAAAAAUCCUUGGAACUGAAAAGAGAUUGUGGGAAAGUGAAGUAUUCAAAUUUGCUCGUAUUCACCAGUUACGAGCUGUUAGUCCUUACUUACCUCGUGGUGACUAUCGGCUUGAUUCUACUAUCUAUGAAAUGGUUCUUUAUGAAUUCCUAAAGCUUGAUGCAAAAGGAUUCCUUGAUGUUCUUAAAGAGUGGUCACCUGAUCUCUAUAAUGUUAAAGCAGUUACAGCUGCAUUAUGUGAACAUUGUGUUCAAAAUGAAGCUGAUACAAUUCUUCUGGAAGCUCUUGCAAUACUUUAUAGUCACGACAAGCAGUACGACAAAGCACUGGCAGUAUAUUUAAAGCUUAAAAAUACUGAUUUGUUUCAACUGAUUCGCAAGCACAACCUGUAUGGUGUUAUUCAUGAUAUGAUAGAAGAUUUGGUGAAGUUGGACGAAGAGCAAGCCAUUGCUUUAUUUCUUGAAAAAGGUGAUGAUACUCCAGACAUGAAAAGGUUCCAGAAUACAUCAGUUCCUGCUGCACCAAAGCUUGAUAAGCAUUUAAAAAAGUAUCUUGUUGAUCCUGGUGUUGUUGUUGCCAAAUUAGAGAAAAAUCCAAAGUAUCAAUACAAAUAUUUAGAUGCAUUGGACAGGAGAGACGCCAAAGGGGCAGGGCAGAAAUACCACGGAUUACUCGUUAAAUUAUAUGCAGACUAUGCUCGGGACAAGUUACUCCCUCUGCUUCAUCGAUCGGGGCAUUAUCCAAUUCAAGAGGCUCUUAACAUAUGCAAAGAACGAAAUUAUUACAGUGAAACUGUGUACCUUUUAGGUCGUAUUGGCAACUUCAAAGAGGCACUCAACCUAAUAAUGAAAGAGCUUGGUGAUAUAGAUCAAGCAAUCAAUUUUUGCAAAGAGCAUCAUGACAUUGAACUUUGGGAAGAUCUGAUAAGCUAUUCACUGUCUAAAGCAGAUUUCAUUACAUUCCUUCUUCAGCGUAUUGGCACAUAUGUGGAUCCCCGCAUUUUGGUUCAGAGAAUAGAGUGUGGAAUGGAGAUUCCAGGUCUGAAAAAUUCUCUCGUAAAGCUGAUGCGUGACUAUAGUUUGCAGGUUUCUGUACAAGAGGGGUGCAGAAAAAUUUUGUCUUCUGACAACUUUAACUUGCAUGAUAGAUUAGUAAAGAUGCAGCAGCGAGGAAUUAUGGUUGAUGAUGACCAAGUUUGUGGCAAAUGUAACCGCUCCAUAAUUGUUAAAGAUGCAAGUCGAGCAAGUAAUGUGGUGGUGUUUUUCUGCAAGCAUUCGUUUCAUGGCGAGUGUGCUGCAGAAUAUUGCAUCAUAUGUAAUGCUCACAAAACAAAGUCACCUUUUUAACAUAAUGAUAUAUACUUUUAUAUUAAAUCAUUGGUGUGAACUAUUGGGAACACUUCGUGGCACUGAAAUAUGUUUUCAAACUUAAUUUUAACUUAGUUCUCAUCAAACACUAGCCUACUUCCAAGAAUUGGCCUUGUGUUUAGGAAGAAAAUUGAAACCUUCUGGCACUGGACCAAGCAGCAUUUCACUGAAACAAAAUUUUGGUGUAAAAUGAUAUUGUUGCAAUAAAUAUUGAAAUUGUUA